AUUCGACAACCACGAUAUCGACGUGACUCGCAUCCAUCCAUCAUCCAUCCUAGGUCAUGGCCACAUGACCACCCUACGAAAAGGUUCCUCAAUCCUACCUAUCAAAGCCUCCAACAAACCGGUCGCUUCCGUAGUUCGCAAUCAUCUCCGAUAGAAGUCAGUCAGUUCCCCCCCAUGGGAGACUGGUUUCUUCUCUUCCCCUCUCUCCCCCUCCUUCAGGACGGUAGUAUGUACCUAUCUGUUGGUGCUUGGGCUCUCUUAAUUUACCCUCCGAUCGACGGCAGUCUGGUUGGUUGGCUCCCAAGCCAUUUACUACUACUAGAGGAACGGUACCUUCUCGGGACCAUGAACCUACCUAUCAAUGGCUGGCUGACAACUGGCCCAACAGCCAGGCCCAAUGAUCAUGCUGCGCUGCCCUCCACGGCCCUGCAAGGAUCAUCCGCCAGAUUGCCGGUGCAGUGGCCACCGUUACUUCCUCCCUGACUCGAAGCCAGACACUAUCUAUUUACUGUAUCUAUUUACUCCCCCGAGGGGUCCCCCUUCUGCAGCGCAUACGUGGUCGCGAGUCCCGCCGGGCGAAUCCCCGGCCAGCACGGGCUGCACGUGAUACUUCUGAAACUCGGGACCGGCCCAGCGCACGGCCAUCGGUCCGUCAGGCAGAAAGAAAAUAGAACUAAGUAAUCAAGAAGCAGUACUGUGUAAAAGCAAUGCACACACAUUGUUUAGUUUGUCAUGUGAGAGGAGAUCUCUUCAAAUUCAUUAUGGUCUCAAGCAACC
This is a messenger RNA of Aspergillus welwitschiae, 777 nucleotides long. RefSeq lists its product as uncharacterized. Bases 175 to 483 code for a protein of 102 amino acids. NCBI's taxonomy places the organism in Eukaryota, Fungi, Ascomycota, Eurotiomycetes, Eurotiales, Aspergillaceae. The transcript has a single exon. The record is from RefSeq and is a predicted model, not a curated record.